UGCUCUUUGCCUUUGCCUCCUUGGCUCCUUAGCUUCCAAGAGGAAACAUUGCUAGUUUCCCAAUAGCCCUAGUCCCCGAGUGUCAAGAACUUUAAGGCUUUAGGAUGGAGACACCCGGAGAUUCUUGCCAUGGAGAGAAAGGAAAGUGUGAGGGGGACGAGCAAGCGGAAAAGGAACCAUCAUGGGUUCAACCGUUCAAGUGCUCUGAAGAUGAUUUGCAAAGUUUGGUUAAGAGGUGCCUUCUGCAGCCGAAGGAUGCCAUCCACUGGCGGAGUGCCAUAGGAGAGAUUUCCCCAUCUAUUAGUGAUUCUUAAAUUGUUUUACUCAAUUCCUUUUUAGAGCACGGCCUCGCAUUUCCGGCUAGUGAUUUUCUACGGGGUCUUUUGUAUUAUUAUGGGAUUCAAAUCUAUCAUCUGGCCCCAUAGUCAAUCCUGCAUAUCGACGUUUUCGUUCACUUCUGAGAAACUUUUCUGGUCAUCGAACCUCAUUGCCAGUUGUUUCAGAGUUUAUACACUUUGACUCCGUUGCCGUCUUCUAAAGAGAUAGGAAGUAUUGGGUAUGCAGAUCUGCAACUGCGCUCGGAUAUGGUUGAUAAGUACUUGGAAUGGCCUGCGAAUCUGCGAUCCAUUUAGAUCUAGAGUGGAAGAGCAGUUGGUUUUAUAUUAGCAAUCCAUCUCCUGCGCUGCCCGAGUUCUCCUUUUAGCCUCCUACAUAUUUUCGCGAGUGGUUUUUGAAGAAUAGUCCUAGUACUGAAGGCCAAGUAGAGGAAUUGUUGGGCCAUACAUUCUGCUUGCGGGAAAUGAGAGCGACUGCCGCCUCUGUCCUCUUUAAUUGGAUUCAGCGCAGAGUUCAGCCUCUGCAGAAGCGUGAGAAUUUUGGAUUCCAGUACCAAGGAAGUGAAGAUAGUUCUCUGUUGUCUGCAGAACAAAUGGAACGGACUUCAGGAUUGAGAAUAAUCCGAAGCAUAUUUCCAGAUCAGCUCAGUGUUUCAUAUGUGCCCACUGUCUUUCGAGCCAAUAAUCCUCGUUCUCAGGCAGAUGUGGGGGUUUUCAAGAGCGGUCCUCUCAUCCCUGACUAUACUCAGGCAAAGAACCAGAGGAACAUCUAUAUGCCUGUGGAUGUCAAUAUUGAUGAGCCAAUAAUUGAGGAAGACCCGAUAUCGUCAUCGGACGAGUCGCCAAAUAGCCCUUCACGCGAAGGUCGCGACAAAAGUUUUGUAGAGUUCUGGUGCCUUCAGGGGCUCCCAGAUCUGCUGAUGAAACAUCAACGGGUUAUGGGCCAGAGUGCAAGUGGUUGUAGCUACUAGCAGUACCUCCACUCAU
Molecule: messenger RNA, 1322 nt
Organism: Panicum virgatum (switchgrass)
Lineage: Eukaryota; Viridiplantae; Streptophyta; Magnoliopsida; Poales; Poaceae
Exons: 3
Coding region: 800-1306 (168 amino acids)
Source: RefSeq, a predicted model, not a curated record